Phascolarctos cinereus (koala) is the source of this 2852-nucleotide messenger RNA. RefSeq names its product Fc alpha and mu receptor (gene FCAMR). Gene Ontology annotation, molecular function: transmembrane signaling receptor activity. The record is from RefSeq and is a predicted model, not a curated record. NCBI's taxonomy places the organism in Eukaryota, Metazoa, Chordata, Mammalia, Diprotodontia, Phascolarctidae. Gene Ontology annotation, cellular component: plasma membrane.
CCUUCCUGUCCAGGAAAGGCUUAAAUGCUAAAUGGAGAGCAGUUCUCUCCCUCUCUAGCAGAAGGAUAGAGCUUGGGUGAGUGGGAAGGAAGGACUUGAAAGUGGACACAUUCAAGUGGCUGCUAUCACCUCAUCCAUUAAAACUCAGCUGCAUCUCAAGAUUUGAGAAAGAAGGAUCAGAACAUAUCAAGAUAUCUGGUUCUCCAAGGAGGUAAGGGCACUCCUGAUUCCUGACCUGAGAUGGAGAACACUCUGAUUCAGCCCAUAGGACAAGGGGGCACCUAUCUCAGAGCAGGAUGGAAAAUGAUUCCCCUCUUCAUCUUAUGUCUGCUUCAAGAUACUAAUGCUUUGAAAGGUCCGAGACUGGUAGCUGGAGACCUUGGGGGAACGGUCACCAUCAAGUGCCAUUAUGCUCCCACGACUGUCAACAAACAUGAGAGGAAAUAUUGGUGCCGCCUGUAUUGGCCUCAGAGGAUUUGCCAUACCGUCAUCUCUACCAACUUCUUUAUCAGCCAGAGCUAUCAGGGCCGAGUGACUCUUACAGAUUUCCCCAACCGCGGCAUGUUUGUAGUUACCUUGACCCAAUUGGCAUCUGAAGAUGCAGGCCACUAUCGCUGUGGCAUUGGACGUAGCACAGAUAUGCUCUUCUUCAGUAUGAAUCUAACCGUCUCUACAGCCAAUCAUUCUUCAGAUUCUGCCAUCCUCACAAUUCCCUCAAGCGUCAACCCCAUGACAGCUCAGGUUACCAGAGGCCAGACCAUUGACACAACCCUGCUUGCAGAGGGGUGGGAGACAAGAACCAGCAGAAGAGAUACCACUCCAGCUGAGGUCACCCAGACCCCAGAAACCAUUGAAGCAGCAACUACAGUUACAGGUGGACAAGACCUUGACACAACCCUACUUGUGGAAGGGUGGAAGACAAGAACCAGCACAAGAGAUACCACUCCAGCUGAAGUCACCCAAGCACCAGGAACCAUUAAAACAACAACUAUAGUUACAAGUGGACAAGACCUUGACACAACCCUGCUUGUAGAGGGGUGGGAGACAAGAACCGGCAGAAGAGAUAUCACUCCAGGUGAAAUGCACCCAGGAAGCACUGGAGCAACAGCCCCAGAUAUAGAUGGGUGGGUUCCCAAAACUAUUGAAACAACAACUUCAGCUCCAGGUUGUCAGGUCUUUGAUGCAACCUUGGUUAUAAAAGGACAGGGGGCAGGAACUUGCAGCGGACACAUCACUCCAACCAGAGUCACCAAGGCCUCAGGAACCCUUGCAACAAUAACCUCAGUUGCAGGUAGACAGGGUCCAGGAACUCUUGGAAUAACAACUCCAGCUGCAGGCAGACAGGACCUUGACACAAGUCUGGUGGCAAAAGGACAGGAGGCAGGAAUUAGCAGAGGAGAUAUAACUCUGAUUAGAGUCACUCAGCUACCAGCACAAGCUUCAAGCAAAAAUCUACAGCCUCCAGGAAUAGUUAGAUUAACAAUUCCAGGUACUGGCAACUGGGGUCUGAAAACCACAAGAGCAGCAAAUUUAGUUCCAGAGGGACAGACUUCAGGAGCCAAAGUAACAUCAACCAUAAUGGAAGGUGGUUUGGUCUUGGGGACUAGGGCAGUGACAAAGACAAUUGUAGGAACCAUUAGAGAAAGGAAAUUAACCAUCAGAAGCACAAAUAGGCUAACUGAGGGAACUGUGAACAUUGGAAUACCUCAGAUUAUCACCAGAAACAGCCCAGGAACCAUGAGACCUUCAACAAUGAUCAGAGACAGUCUCAGAGAAGUAACGCCAGGCACAGACCAACAGAUUCAGGAGAUCACCAGAGCUACAGCCCCAGAUGUGGAUGUAGGUGCUUGGUUCUCAGGAACCAUUAGAAAAGGGGAAGCUUCAGCCUUAGAAGGAACAGCUGCUAUUGGUAGAGAAAGUCACUCUGAGGAACCACUGAGAAGAAUCCCAGGAACAGCACUUGUGAUUCCCCCCAGCAAGAAGCCGUUCAUGGAGAACUCAUCUCCAGAUCAGAGGCGUGUCUCCCAGAUCCUGAUCACUCUCUCUACUGUGUUGCUCCCACUUGUCCUCCUGGUUCUGUUGGUACUUCUAAGGAAGCUUCGAAAGAGGAUCUCUGUUCGGACACAGAAGCCCACGUUUUCCCUAAUCCAGCUCACUAACUUUCAAGAUCUCCCUGAGAAGCGGAGCUUGGAAGCACUACAGCUCCAGGAAGCCUAAUUCCUCCAGUCAUCCCCACGGAAGGCAAUCGGGGGAUCAACCCUCCUAUCUGGGGCAGUCUGUGCCUCUCAGAGGGAGACCUGAGGCCCUCGAUGUCUCCCUGGAACACUAGGACCAGGAGCUCCUGGACAUAAAUUGCACAUCACCUCUUCCCUAUAGUUGAAAGAGGAGGCCAAAGGAGCUCGGGGUUCAGCCUUGAGAAGAAAAAGGUGAGGCUGUGAGGACUUAAUUAUUUUUAAAUCUAGGAGGGUGUUAAAAUGAAGGAUGCUUAUUAAUUGUUCACCACCAAAGAAAAGAUGAAGAGAUUUUAAAUUUCAGUGAGACUCCAGAAAGGACUUUUGGAUUAAGAGAAGAAAUACUGAUCCCUGGAAGAGACUACCAGGGAAGGCCAUGAAAUCUCCAUCCCCAAAGAGUUAAUGAUUGUCAUCUCUCCUUACUCCAAAUCCACCCCCCCCAUUACUUUGUAAUUCUCAUAUGGUAUUUUUUACGUUCAAAUUUGUACUGUAGUUAUUUGUGUAUGAACUAAGCCUAUCAUUCCUAAAAGACAGACUGUAAAUUCCCCAAGGAUGUCUUCUUCAUCUUUGUAUCUCCCAUGGUGCCCAAGCAUAUAGUAAACUUUACUCAAUAAAUAUAUU